AUCUAUUCAUUGGGCUAUUAGUUAAAAUGGCGCGGUCUAUGGUGGUAGGGUAGGUCGUGCGCAUAUUCAAUAAUAUUUUCUCGCUACCCCCUUGCAUUGACGUGAAUCACCAAAACUUCAUCCCCUGAUUACACUGCAACGAAGAAUAUGGCCUGCGUUUUGGCCAAACACAGACCGUUGUGCCUAAAGCUGGCUGGGCUUCACAAGGCGUUCAACAUCAGUGGUGUCACCUUUGCAACACGUGGACCUGACACCAAAACCUACGACUUGAUUGUUGUUGGAGGAGGAUCGGGGGGCUUGGCGUGUGCCAAGGAAGCCCAGGCGCUCGGUCUGAGUGCGGCCGUGCUGGACUUCGUGGAGCCUUCCCCGCGUGGCAGCUUCUGGGGCCUGGGGGGCACAUGCGUCAAUGUGGGCUGCAUCCCCAAGAAGCUGUUCCACCAGGGGGCGCUGCUGGGGGAGGCCCUCGAGGACGCCCGCCAUUUUGGCUGGGGGCUCGCCGACCCGAAGCCCGGCCACAACUGGGCCACGCUGAGGGACGCCGUUCAGGGACACGUGCGCUCCCUCAACUGGGGACACCGGGUCCAGCUCAAGAAGAAGAAAGUGGACUACUUCAAUGCCCUGGGCACGUUCAUCAACAAAUCCAGCCUUAGUGCCAAGGCUCCAGAUGGCACAGAACAAAUUCUGUCAGCGAGCAACUUCGUUGUCGCCGUCGGAGGACGUCCAACGUUGCCGAUUGAUGUGCCUGGAGCAUUGGAACAUGCCAUCACUUCGGACGAUCUCUUCUCUCUCGAGAAACCACCUGGAAAAACACUUGUGGUGGGUGGAAGCUACGUUGCAUUGGAGUGUGCGGGCUUCCUCAACGGCCUCGGCUUCGACGUCAGCGUCAUGGUGCGGUCCAUUUGCCUGCGUGGGUUUGACCAGCAAAUGUCCAAGCUGGUGACGAGCCACAUGGAGUCGGUGGGUACGCGCUUCCUCUGGACCUGCCUGCCCAAGGAGGUCAAGAAGUGUCCGGACGGCAGGCUGCAGGUGUCCUGGACGGACUCCCAAGGCAGCAUGCAGGAGGAUGUCUUUGACACUGUCAUGUUUGCCAUUGGGAGACAAGCCAAGACAAAAGGACUCAACCUAGAAGGAGUAGGGGUGAGGCUGAACCCCAGGAACCACAAGGUGGUGGCCAGUGACCUGGAACAGUCUUCGGUCAGCAACAUCUACGCCAUCGGAGACGUGCUCGACGGCAGACCAGAGCUCACUCCGGUGGCCAUACGGGCGGGCAAGCUCCUGGCACGGCGCCUCGCUGGUGUCACCGAUGAGCGGAUGGACUAUGACAAGGUGGCCACAACAGUGUUCACCCCACUGGAGUACGGCUGCGUCGGACUGUCGGAAGAGGCGGCCCUGGAAACGCACGGGGCCGACGACGUUGAUGUCCUGCACGCAUUCUACAAGCCUCUGGAGUACACCGUGCCCCAGAGAGACGCCUCCCAUUGCUACAUGAAGGCCGUAACCCUGCGCUCCGGUUCACAGCCCGUGUUGGGCCUCCACAUGACGGGCCCUCAUGCCGGGGAAGUGAUCCAGGGCUACGCAGCUGCGCUCAAGUGCAACUUAACCAGAAAGGUCCUGGAAGAAACAGUUGGCAUUCACCCCACUGUGGCUGAAGAAAUGGUCAAACUGCACAUAACCAAGCGGUCCGGCGAAGACCCAACGGUCACGGGCUGCUGAGGCUAAUAGGGACAUCUGCGCCAACACUUGCAGGAGGCACAGGCCAACUGUGCAGUCCCAGUUGUACUGUGCGCCUGCUCGGCGGGGAUGUUCCGGCACCGUUUCUGCUAGUCUGUAUAUUGGGGGACAGGUCCUAUGAUGUUGAGCCUUGAAAGCCCAUCAGGGCUAGGGUUUGACUGAAGUUGCCUGUCCCAAGAACGAACAUAUUCUGCACUCAUAUAUUGCAGCCUGUUGAGUAGAUGGUUUUAUAAAAUAAAUGUUGUUUUAUAAAACAUU
Molecule: messenger RNA, 1989 nt
Organism: Ixodes scapularis (black-legged tick)
Lineage: Eukaryota; Metazoa; Arthropoda; Arachnida; Ixodida; Ixodidae
Gene: Trxr1
Product: thioredoxin reductase 2, mitochondrial
Exons: 14
Coding region: 148-1713 (521 amino acids)
Biological process (GO): glutathione metabolic process; cellular response to oxidative stress; cell redox homeostasis
Cellular component (GO): mitochondrion; cytosol
Molecular function (GO): flavin adenine dinucleotide binding; glutathione-disulfide reductase (NADPH) activity; thioredoxin-disulfide reductase (NADPH) activity
Source: RefSeq, a predicted model, not a curated record